Messenger RNA from Colletotrichum scovillei, 2397 nucleotides. Its product is annotated as recombination protein rad52. The coding region runs from base 1 to 2397 and encodes 798 amino acids. The transcript has 4 exons. Gene Ontology annotation, cellular component: nucleus. Gene Ontology annotation, biological process: mitotic recombination; nuclear protein quality control by the ubiquitin-proteasome system; double-strand break repair via homologous recombination. The record is from RefSeq and is a predicted model, not a curated record. NCBI's taxonomy places the organism in Eukaryota, Fungi, Ascomycota, Sordariomycetes, Glomerellales, Glomerellaceae.
AUGGCCACCAGCCGCAAGCGCAAGGCUGACGAGGAAGGCGAUGAGAUGUCCCUCUCCCCCCGAAGCUCUCCGUCCACUUCAUCAAGACAACUUCAGCGCCCGUCGAAAAAGGUUCGCUCAAAUGAACUGGUCGGCCGCCCACUCACCCUCCCCCGACUCCUGGAGACUCUGGACCCGACCGCAUUGCGAACUGUUCUCGAGCGAAUUUGCGAGCGUCACCCUGACAUCGGCCAGGAGGUUGUUAGCAGUGCCCCUCGCCCGACAGUCGCCGCUGCACAUGGCGUUUUGCAAGAGUACCAGGAUAAGGUGAAGGCCGCCAUUCCAUACGGAGAGACUAGUGCCGACUACACCUACUACCGGGUUAAGGCGCCCCUGACGGCUCUUAUCGAUGCACUCCUUGACUUCACUCCGCAAUAUCUCCCUCCCAAUGAGAACCAAGCCACCGUCUCGCUGCAAUACUUGGACGGAGCCACCAAGAUUAUCCACGCCCUUCCGGACUGGGAGCCGCAACAAUAUCGACACCACAAGGAAAGCGCAUAUGACGAAAUUGCAAAGGCCUGGGCCCUGGUCAUCAACGAGGCUGCUAAGCGCGGGGGCGGUCUGAGCCUGCACACUGGAGGAUGGGACCAGACCCUGGCGAAACACCACGAGAUCUCAGGCGGACGCAUGGGCACGGCAAUGAAUGCUAUGGCGGCGAGCGUCAGCUGGAUGGCGAACGGGGGCUCCAAUGGUCAACAGCCCGGCAACCAAUCCUCGGAUCCGAACUCAAUCCUCAACCAGCUCAUGUCUGGCACAUAUGGCGCACCUGUAGACAUCCUGUUCGACAAGAUGCCCGCCCCGGGCGAUCAGCACAGCAUCGUGGUGAACCCUUUCGAGGAGCCACAGAAGCGAAUGAGCGAGUACACGGCACAGGAAAUCGCUACUUUGCAAAGUCGCCUCGAGAAGCAGCUUGGCCCCGAAUACCUAUCCUCACGUUCCGGUCCCUCGGGCCAAAAGGUCCACUACAUCACCGCCGAGAAGUGCAUCGCCCUCGCCAACGAGGUAUUCGGCUUCAAUGGCUGGUCAUCAUCCAUCCAGAACAUCCAGGUCGACUUUGUCGACGAGCACCCGCAGACGAUGAGGAUCAGCCUCGGACUUUCUGUGAUCAUCAGGGUGACGCUCCGCGACGGCACGUUUCACGAGGAUAUUGGGUAUGGGCAUAUCGAGAACUGCAAGGGCAAGGCUGCGGCGUUUGAAAAGGCGAAAAAGGAGGGCACUACAGACGCUUUGAAGAGGGCGUUGAGGAACUUUGGCAACGUGUUGGGCAACUGCAUAUACGACAAGGAUUACCUCGCCAGGGUGAUUAAGAUGAAGGUUGAACCGAAAAAGUUCCACGAGGACGACUUGCACAGACAGCGAGACUUUGUCGUCAAAAGGGUGGAGGAAAAGGCACCAGCGGCACCGGCGGCACCGCCAGCACCACCCGUGAAACUAGAGACCGCGGAAUCGCUCGAAGACCUGAUGGAUGAAGACUUCGACGAUGUGGACUUUGCCAUUUCCGAAGGCGAUCAUCCCGACGAAGUUACUCUCCCAGCAACAACGAACGGCAACUCGAACAGUAGGGCUGCGAGCGUUGCCCCAGCGCCCGUACCUCAGCACAUGCAAGCACCGUCUCGUCAAAUGGGCAGGAGCACGUCAGCAGGAAAUUUAGGAAACAACGGAAAUCAACGACCACCUCAGACACCAAAUCAAGCACAAUCACGACCGGGCCCGUCAACAGGCUACGGCAACCGACCUCAACCACCAAACCAACCCCGCGCACCCUCGAACCCGUCAGGCCCCUCCGCCCCGUCCGCUCCUUCAGCAAAUGCCAACGUGACCACGCCAGGCCAGGCUGGAAACGCCGCCGCCGAACCCAUCGGUUUCUUCUCUGCACGUGCUGUACAGCAAAUCCCAGAAUCUGCUCUGCAGGGGAACAAUGCUGACGCCCCCAUGCUGCUGCCAGCCGGCCAACAAGCCUUCAAUCCAAAGGCAGAGAGCCCAUCCAUACGAAAGACCCCCGGCAUAGACCACUCGAGCUCGAAGCCGCUCUCUAGGUCCGGUCAACACGUCCCGCCUACCCCAUCGCAACAACCAUCUACGUCCGGCUUCACACCGGUGAGACCGGGUAAUGCCGGCCCAGGAGGAGGGGCCGGCAUGCCUCACCCUCAGUUCAGCCAGACUCGCCGUAUCGGAGCUCCUGGAGGCGCUGGUAGUCCCCUGGCCAACCGGAACUCGUAUCGGCCGCCCACGAUGAAGCGUCCUUUGCAGCAAGACGGCGCCGGACGACCUGCCCUGGCUGAUGUAUCGAAUAAUGGGACGUCAGGCAACCCACCUGGCGCACCAGGAGCAGACUCAAAACGUCAGAAGAUGGCUUGA